Messenger RNA from Vidua chalybeata, 4489 nucleotides. It is a transcript of the gene BRS3, whose product is annotated as bombesin receptor subtype 3. Bases 69 to 1259 code for a protein of 396 amino acids. Lineage: Eukaryota; Metazoa; Chordata; Aves; Passeriformes; Viduidae. Gene Ontology annotation, cellular component: membrane. The transcript is spliced from 3 exons. The record is from RefSeq and is a predicted model, not a curated record. Gene Ontology annotation, molecular function: bombesin receptor activity. Gene Ontology annotation, biological process: bombesin receptor signaling pathway.
CAAGCUAAAUAUUAAACAUUUUUUUUAUCAAUUGAAGUCCAGCCUGGGGAGAAGAAACAGUUAAAGAAAUGUCUCAAUUAUACUUGCAAUCAGCUAAUCAGACUUUGUGUGCAUCUGUGGCUGGUACAGAACUGAAAUCAAGCUCUGAUAAUGAAACCACAAAUGAAAAAUGGACUGAAGACUCCUUUCCAGGAUUAGAAAUAUUGUGCACCAUUUAUGUUACAUAUGCUGUGAUCAUUUCAGUGGGGCUCCUUGGAAAUGCAAUACUCAUCAAAGUUUUUUUCAAGAUUAAAUCAAUGCAGACGGUUCCCAACAUCUUCAUCACCAGCCUGGCAUUCGGAGACCUGCUGCUUUUGUUAACGUGUGUGCCUAUAGAUGCAACGCGCUACAUUGUGGAUACCUGGCUCUUCGGAAGAAUUGGGUGCAAGCUGCUGUCUUUUAUCCAGUUAACAUCAGUUGGAGUAUCAGUGUUUACCCUGACUGUUCUCAGCGCUGACAGGUACAGAGCCAUCGUUAAACCCUUGGAACUGCAAACUUCAGAUGCGCUCCUGAAGACCUGCUGUAAAGCAGGCUGUGUUUGGAUUGUUUCCAUGAUAUUUUCUAUCCCAGAGGCUGUUUUUUCAGAUUUGUAUUCUUUCAGCAAUCCUGAGAAAAAUGUAACUUUUGAGGCGUGUGCCCCCUAUCCUGUAUCUGAGAAGAUUCUGCAGGAAGCUCACUCCCUGGUUUGCUUCUUAGUGUUCUAUAUUGUGCCCUUAGCUGUCAUUUCUGUCUACUACUUUCUUAUCGCCAGAACUUUAUAUAAAAGUACAUCCAACAUGCCAGCAGAAGAACACUCUCAUGCCCAUAAGCAGAUUGAAUCCCGCAAGAGAGUUGCAAAGACAGUGCUGGUGCUUGUGGCUCUGUUUGCCUUCUGCUGGCUGCCCAACCACAUCCUCUACCUGUACCGCUCUUUCACAUACCACACUUCUGUCAAUGCUUCCACCUUUCAUCUGAUAGCAACUAUUUUUUCCCGCACCUUGGCCUUCAGUAAUUCCUGCGUCAAUCCUUUUGCUCUUUAUUGGAUGAGUAAAAGUUUCCGCCAACAUUUUAAAAAGCAAGUCUCAUGCUGCAAGGCAGCAUUCUGUGCAAAGCCUUCCAGUGCUCCCCAGAGCAGUUCUCCUACCAGAGCCCUGUCAGUCACAGGCAGCAUGCAUGGCUCAGAAAUCAGUGUUACACUGCUAACAGAUUAUAGCAUCACGAAAGAAGAGGAAAGUGUUUAGUCCGUGUGGGAAGAAGAAGGACAGAAACGGAGUCAUUGCUAUCAAGUCACUGCUACUGGUAUCCUGGAAAGAGGUGCCAUGGCUUGCCCUGUCUGUGAAAGUGUGUUCAUCAGUGAGUUCCUCAUUUUUCAAAAUAUAUAAUAAAAAAAUCAAAUUGUGUGGGGGAAGAAGCAGCAACAGCUGAACUUUCCAGCAUAAGCUCAAAGGGAUUACUCACGUUCCCAGGCAUGAGCACUGAUUCCUAGCUGGAAUUCCUGGACUGGGCAGGAGAGGACUUAGCAGACUUGGUGCAAGAAAUGUCUGUAAGGAUAGUUUUGUUCUUGGUGACCUGCUCUUUGAGUCAUGACUGAGAGCUCCCUCUGACAACUCCUUGCAUCCACAGCAAGCAAGCAAAGCCACUUGGUCAUAACACGAUCAACCAGGCACAUUUUUGAUUUAUUUAUUUUCUUGUCCUGAAUGUUAAAAAUGGGUAAAUACAUGAAAAAUAAUGCUAAAAUGAAAGGCUAAGGUUUGUAGCACUGUGAAAUAAAAAAAGAAAAAGCAUUAUGGGCCAGAUCCAUAGUAGCUGUUGCUCUGUCAGUGACUUAGAAAUUCUGGGUAAGAGCUGACUGCCUUGUAGUGAGAUGGAUGUUCCUAAAGAAGUCAAGGGAAUGAGCAGGUGAUCAUUUCUCUGAGAAAGGUAUAAUCACCUUUAAUCACACUUGUAAAAUUCUUUGUGAUAUAUGGGUAAAACAUCUCAAUAGUGCAGAGUUUUUUAUUGUUACAGUGACUUAAUAACAAUAAAUUGGGGUGGAUCUGUAUCAAGAGUUCUAUUUGGGAUUUAUGAUGCACUUUUGAAGUGCUCAAACAUCCAUUCCUGCCUUGCUUUAUAUCCCAAAGUGGUCUUGAGUGCACAGCCUGGAUUUCUCUAAGAUGGAACUGUGUGUCCAAUCCACCAAACCAGGCUAGAGUGAGUUUGAAGCGAAAAAUGUACAGUGUGGAGAGUCAGACUGACCCCUUUACCUGCACAGAUCCACUCCUGCUGUAGUGUAUGUGGUUGUAUCUAAGUGGCCUACAGAUACUCAAGCACACUGGGAGAGCUGUAUUUUUUCUACUAUACUAAUUUUCUAUUCUUCAAGUUGCAUCCCUUUUUAACAUUAGGAUAGGCUGUCUUAAUGCCAUAGGCCUUCUAAUCUCAAAUCCACUGAUUUUAUGACUGGGCUUGCAGAAGCAAACCAGGACAGCAUGUCCAUGCUCAGCAGCACUGCUGACAGGGACUGCCUUCCCAUCAGGAAGUACUGGAGACAAGUCUUCCUACCUCAUGUUACAAAAUAUUUGAGUGACAUUUAUUUUUAUGAAUGUUAUGUUCCCUGAACUAGAAUUUUGUCUGUGGAAGCUGGUAAUAGAAAACAAAUAGAUUUUCUAUUGUUUAAACUAAGGGACUUUUAUUCCAAGAAAGAAUUUGUGCGUUAAAAUAUAGAACAGAAGUUGCAACAUAUGAACUAAAAUAAUUCUGUCAGUCACAGAAACUUCAAUUUUAACUAACCCUUGAAGGUAUAGCCCCCCUUCAACUGCACAGAGCCCCUUAGUAACAUAUGGCUAGAAAUCCAUCCACUCAUGUGUCAUUAACUAAGUUGAUUAUAAGAUGAGAAAAUGUAUUUACAGACUCUUUCUGUUGCCUGCUCUAAUCAGAAAAAUAAAGCCAAACCAUAAAUCCCAGGGGCAUUGCAAAACAACCUCUGUCAUCAUCGUAAACCAGUUAAUGACGGACCAGUUUAAUCCCAUCAGACCUGGCCUUGUUUUACUAUGGUCCUCAUGUUACAAGCUGCAAGGCUGCAAGCACUAGUUUUCCAAUAGAUUCCUCCUUUUAUUGUACCAGUUGCACACCAGGAUAGGAUCACUGAAAGAAAUGGAAAUACAAUAGUAUAGAAAUAGCGGACUCCAGAGACCUUAUUUUACUCUCUUUGUCUCAAUGAAACACAUUGCCUGGAAGAGAACCUUGUACAAAUAUGAACUUGUUGCACUGCUAUUUUCUUCUUCUCUCUUUCCUUCAUGGAGCUGCAGGGUGAGACUGAAAUAAGUAGAUAAGCCUACACACAUAUGAACCUACGUUUAUCUUCCUGGAUCUUACUACAGGGAAUUCUAAACAAAAGAAAUAUCCACCAACAAUACCAUUGCUUACAGCAUUUUUUAUUCUAGCUUAGUAAUGCCUUUGGGAAACAGAUCUACAUGUUUCUGGACUUCACAAUUUGUCUCUGUCAGAGACCAAAUUUCCCACUGCAAAAUCUUUGGCUAACCCUUAAAACCCAGUUUCCUAAAUCACCAUUUUUCUUCCUUUGCAUGCAGCUACUUUUUGCUUGUGUAACUCCUCCUCUAACUGGAUUGUCUUUCUAGUGUGAAUAUAUUCUGUUCCAGAACUGAUGUUUUUGCUAUAUUCUGCACAUUUUCUUUUUAAAGACUGGCAAUAUUUCAAGACACAAUUUAAUUAUUCUGUGUACUUUAUGAAUUGAUAAUUCUGUAUAUUCAAAUCUUCAUGGCAUGAUGUAUUGGAGUGAUAUAUGGGUCAACAUAUAUUUUUAUCUAACCAAUGUGAUAUUAUUUAUUACAUCUACUCCCCACAAACAUCAUUAUUUAUUACAUCUACUCCCCACAUUACCAUAAGUGGAUUUAAGGGAAAAGGGUUGUUUCCUUUGCAAUCUUUUCUUGGCAUUCCAAAAUCAGAUUAUUUCACACCUAAGUAAUACAAGUGUGAUUCUAUAAGAGCGUAUGGGAAUAUCAUCUAUUUACAUAAGUACUGAGUAUUAUCUCGCAAAUAAAAGGGAUGAAUAAUUAGGGGUUCCCUAUUUACGUCCACAGCAUAAGACUAGGUAGAAAAAAAGGCACAAAGUGCUGAAAGGCUGACUCCCUCAAAGGUUCUGUCCAUACGGAGUCAUACUGAGAAAGUAAAUACAAUUUCUAGGAUGUACUUUUUUUUUCAUUUGUUUUGUGAAUGAGAUGUACACAUUUCAUGUGCACAUUAGCAACAGUUUCAAUAUCUGUAGUUAGUUAAUCGCCCCCCAAAAUCCACAAAAACUAAGAAGCCUAUGUGAAACACUGCUAAAGUGAGAGUGACUGGGGUAUAAAAGUUAGUUACACAAUUAUAGCCAUUUCAAAGCUCCUGCUCCUGUUCCCAUAAAAAUUGUUUUGUUUUAUUUUACAUGGGUUGCCUGUUGACGCUCCUGUGUUUUUGCCGAGAAUAUUACAAUUAAAGA